Messenger RNA from Lepus europaeus (European hare), 475 nucleotides. It is a transcript of the gene WDR83OS, whose product is annotated as WD repeat domain 83 opposite strand. The record is from RefSeq and is a predicted model, not a curated record. Gene Ontology annotation, cellular component: endoplasmic reticulum membrane. The transcript has 4 exons. Gene Ontology annotation, biological process: protein insertion into ER membrane. Lineage: Eukaryota; Metazoa; Chordata; Mammalia; Lagomorpha; Leporidae. The coding region runs from base 65 to 385 and encodes 106 amino acids. Gene Ontology annotation, molecular function: protein folding chaperone.
CCCGCACCGGAAGCGGCGGCGGCUCCGGGAGCGGAAGAGACGCCAGCUGGCCCUUCAGCGCGCAAUGUCCACCAACAAUAUGUCGGACCCACGGAGGCCCAACAAAGUGCUGAGGUACAAGCCCCCGCCGAGUGAGUGUAACCCGGCCUUGGAUGACCCGACGCCAGACUACAUGAACCUGCUGGGCAUGAUCUUCAGCAUGUGCGGUCUAAUGCUCAAGCUGAAGUGGUGCGCCUGGGUGGCCGUCUACUGUUCCUUCAUCAGCUUUGCCAACUCGCGUAGCUCCGAGGACACCAAGCAGAUGAUGAGCAGCUUCAUGCUUUCCAUCUCCGCCGUGGUGAUGUCCUAUCUCCAGAACCCUCAGCCCAUGACGCCCCCCUGGUGAUGGCAGCCUGGAGGGGUCAUGUCCUGGACCCGUGCCACCCACUUGCCCCAGGCAUGGCCUGUGGCCACUCAGAAUGCUACUGUCCUGAGU